ACCACCGGUGCCCUGCCGUCUGAGAGAGCAAGCUGAUAGCCCAAGCUAUCAAGAGGCCGGCCGUGGCCCGCGAUGACGCUGCCGGGCGCUGUCGUCUGCUGCCUUCUGGCGGUCUGGUACCACCGCCCCGGCUUCGGGAUGCCCCUGGCGCCUGCCGGCUCCCGGCUCCCGGGCCCCUGCUCCAGCCGACAAUUUUGGCACGUGACCGACUUACACUUAGACCCUACUUACCACAUCACAGAUGACCACACAAAGGUGUGUGCUUCAUCCAAAGGUGCAAAUGCCUCCAACCCUGGCCCGUUUGGAGAUGUUCUGUGUGAUUCUCCCUAUCAACUUAUUUUGUCAGCAUUUGAUUUUAUUAAAAAUUCAGGACAAGAAACAUCUUUCAUGAUAUGGACAGGGGAUAGUCCACCUCAUGUUCCAGUACAAGAACUCUCGACAGACAUGGUCAUCAAUGUGAUUGCUAAUAUGACAACCACCGUCCAGAGUCUCUUUCCGAAUCUCCAGGUUUUCCCGGCACUGGGUAAUCAUGACUAUUGGCCACAGGAUCAACUGCCUGUAGUCACCAGCAAAGUGUACAAUGCAGUAGCAAACCUUUGGAAACCAUGGCUAAAUGAAGAAGCUAUCAGUACCUUAAGGAAAGGUGGCUUUUAUUCACAGAAGGUUACCACUAAUUCAAGCCUUAGAAUCAUCAGUCUAAACACAAACUUGUACUACAGCUCAAACAUUGUGACCCUGAACAAGACUGACCCAGCAAAUCAGUUUGAAUGGCUAGAAAAUACAUUGAACAACUCUUGGCAAAAUAAGGAAAAGGUUUACCUCAUAGCACAUAUCCCAGUAGGGUAUCUGCCCUUUUCAAGGAACACCACAGCAAUGAGAGAAUACUAUAAUGAGAAAUUGAUAGAUAUUUUUAGAAAAUACAGCGAUGUCAUUGCAGGACAAUUUUAUGGACACACGCACAGAGAUAGCAUUAUGGUUCUUUCAGAUAAAAAAGGAAGGCCAGUAAAUUCUUUAUUUGUGGCUCCUGCUGUUACUCCAGUGAGGAGUGUUCUACAAAAGGAAACCAACAAUCCUGGCGUCAGACUAUUUCAGUAUGAUCCUCGUGAUUAUCAAUUACUGGAUAUGUUGCAGUAUUACCUGAACCUGACAGAAGCUAACAUGAAGGGAGAAUCCAACUGGAAGCUGGAGUACAUCCUGACCCAGGCCUAUGACAUUAAAGAUUUGCAGCCAGAAAGUUUAUAUGGUUUAGCUAAACAAUUUGCAGUCCUAGACAGUAAGCAGUUUAUAAAAUACUACAAUUACUUCUUCGUGAGUUAUGCCAGCAGUGCAAUUUGUGAUGAGAAAUGUAAGGCCUUUCAAAUUUGUGCAGUUAUGAAUCUUGAUCAUGUAUCCUAUGCAGAUUGUCUCAAACAAUUUUACAUAUAGCACAAUCACUAGUAUUUCAAAGUUUGUGUUCAUGGAAAAUGUAAUAUUACUCUGUUUCUGAGAUCAGUUUGUGCAAAUUUUUAUGUAAAUCUCUGUGAAUUACUGACUGGGAAAGCAGAAUUUCUGUCUUUGCUCUAUUUUUUUACUAUGCCCAAAUGUAAAUAUCUUUAACAAUCUAAAUUUUUCUGAAAUUAAAAUGUAUUUAAAGUACCUGUUAGUAGAAUGAUUUUGGGAUGUAAAUGUCCUAGCUUCCAGGUUAUACAAUUAUAUCUAAUUUAUACGCUUGUAGAAACUGGCAUCUGUCCAAUAACGCAAAUGACUUCUCCUGAGUAUGAUGGAUUAUUCUAAAUAUGAUUGUUUUUAGUCUCUUAAUUCACUCUUGUUAAAACCUUAUGUGUAUACUAAGGCUAAAACUGUUUAAAUCUCAUGUGUAAACUGAGGUUAAAGCUGUUUAUGUGUACUAUCUACUCAUGGGAAAAUACUAAGGUCUCAUUAGGGCUAUCUCCAAGUCUGUAAAACAUCAUGGGACAUACAUUGCCUGGUUGCCUUCACUCAGAGUGUGAAGGAGAAUCAUCGUUAACACUGCUAACUUUUAACAAUGUCACCAGUUGUCUUUAUUGCAACUGCAAUACUAGCAAAGGGCCUAGGACCUUGUACAGAGCCUGGGACUUACUAAAUACUUGUUGAAAUGAAUUGAAAUACAUGAAUGUUUCCCCAAGAAAAUAUGAUAGGAUGCAGUGGUGGCAUUUUCUUCGUCACAAUAUCCCAAGAGAGGAUAAAAGGAGCUUUUCAUCCCCCCAUUAGGAUUGUUUUUAGGGCUUUCCCAUAGCCCAAGCUGUCCUCUGCUUCCCAGCUAACUGGAAGAAUUAAAAUAGAAGAGAGAAGGGGCAGGCUGAGGGAUAAAGGGGAGGAGAAGACAGCGUACCCCAAUGUUUGGCUUGCUGGAGAAGACAUACAAUCAGCAACCUUAGGUCAGCUGGUGAGAGUGGAACUCAUCAUCCUUGUAGCUGGGACUCGUUUGACUUCAUGUAAAGAAAGGCCUUGUAGAUACAAGAUCUCAUUGUAAAACCAAUUUUGCCUGAUUUCCAGAUCUCCUGAUUUCCAGGGCUGAGAAAAUAAAUGUCACAAAAUAAAAAUAUUAUAUCCAAGAAACUAUCAAAAAUCAUUAGGUAAAUAUCUUUUGUUUGUUAGGUUUUUUUAAGAAAUAAAUUAGUAUGUUCUAGAAGUGAGAGUGCUGAAACAAAAUAAAAAUUAAUUGUAAUAAAAUAAUCACAUCAUGUAGAAAUCAUCAUGCCUGCACUUAUAUUUACAGUUGGUUUUUAUAAAUGACUAGAUCAUGUAUUCUUUUAUGUAUAUACAGAAGUUCUAAGAAAACAAGUUUGCAUUAUAUAAGGAAAAUUUCAAAACAGUAAUAAACAAAGAUGGCAUGAACUGCCUAGGGCAGUGAGUUCCCAGCAUGAAAAGUGAAAAAAACUUGCACUUUUAGGGUUAUUGUAGAGGAAAUUCCUGUGUCUGCAGGGGAUGCUGGGCAGUGAACAUUCAAGGUCCUUCCCACAUAAUUCUUACUGUUUAAAUUUUUAAUGGUACAUAUUUUGUAUUCCAUUUAUUUUCAUCUUAAAAUCGAAAUAAAUAAUCUUAAAGGUUGAGUGACAUUUAGGGACAUUACAACUAUAAAAAAGCCAAACCGAUUGCCAUCAAAUCAAUUCUGAUUCAUAGUGACCCUAUAGGACAGAGUAGAACUGCCCCAUCGAGUUUCCAAGGAGUGCCUGGUGGAUUCAAACUGCCCAACUUUUGGUUAGCACCAUAGAACUUAACCACUAUGCCAUCAGGGUUCCCAACAGGAACAUUAUCAGUAGUUAAAUGAGUAUUUCUAUUCUAAAAAUCAGAACAUUUUGCAAUUAUUUAUUAUGCUUUAUUUCAUAUUGUGUUCAGAUAUGUAAUGAAUUUUAUUAUGUUCACAGUAAAGCUCGUCUUGAUUUGCCUCUCUUUAAUGAUGAGACUUUGGCAAGUUCAUAAAUUGCAUUCUGUUUGGAUUUUUUUUUUAACUUCUACUUUAAAACCAGUUUUGUUUCAUUGUUUAGUCACAUAUUGGUAGGAAGAAAGGGAAGUAAGUGUAGGUGGUGAGGAGAGCGGGAGAAAGUCUUUAAUAAGGGUCAUUUAUUUUAAGUGGAUAAAUGUGUUUGAAGGAGAAAUAUCCCUGAAUUCUAUGUAUUAUAAUUUGAGGAUAUACUGAAAUACCCACUCAAAUGAUUUUUCCCAUUCACAAUAGUCAUAGUCUCACAUAUUAUGAAUCUUCACAUUUUGUCACAAACCAUGCUAUUUACUCACCCCUCUCACAGACACUGUGUUAUUGAAAUGCCUUUUUUAUGCAUGCUCAAAUUCAUUCUCCUCCCUUUGCUCCAGAGGUAAUCAUCACUUUGAAAUUUGCAUUCUUCAUUACUGUGAAGGCUUUAAUAAUUUUCCACGUACACCGAAACAAACUGUACACAUGUGCCUCUAAAAGGUCCCUAGUAUGUAUUUAAAUGUUUUAAAUUUAAUAUGAAUGAUACUGUAUGAAUCCCUCUAGAACUUUUUUGACUAUUUUGUUUAUGAGAUUUAGCUACGUUGCUAGGUCUAGUUCUAGUUUAUCCAUUUAUUUCAAUCACUACUCCAUUGUAUGAAAAUACCAUAAUUUACAUAUACAGUAGUCUGUGGAUAUAUAUUUUAUGGAACUUGAAAACCUUUUCCAAAAUACUUAUGGAAGAACAAAGAAGCAAGAAUAGCCAACACAGUUCUGUAGCCAAUAGCAGUUGUGUAAAAGAAGGAGAAGGUGGGGAUAUUGGCUAUACCAGUCAUCAAGAUUUAUUGCAUAGUAAUUUAGUGUAAUACCGGCGCAAGGGUAGACAAGAAGACCAGUGGAACAGAAUAGAGAACUCAUGAUACCCAGCCUUCCCAGUCAAACUUUGUACUUAAUAUAGGCCACCUUUAAUAUUUUUUAAGAGAGUUUAUAAAUUCUCUCCAUAAAGUUUGUGCACAGGUUUUGUUAGAUCUAUUUCUAGGGAUCUAAGAGUAUUUUUGCCAUUGUGAAUGACAUCCUUCUUUAAAUUAAAACAUUAAUUUCUGUAUUUUGGUCAAACUCUCUUAUUAGUUGCCAUAGUUUGUAAAUUCUCUUAGAUUUUUGUUACAAACAAUCACAUGUGAAUAAUAACAGGGUUUUUUUUUUCCCUCAGUCCAUAUACUUUUUUUUUUGUUUUGAACAGUGUUCAUUCAGACUUCCAAUAAAAUGUUAAAUGGAGGCAGUGAUCAGUGGACAUUCUUGUCUUAUUUUUGAUUACAUUGUAAAGUAUGUUACUUGUUGCAGAUUUUUGGCAGACAUCUUUAUCACGUUAAGGAAGUUUUAUCAUUUGCUAAAUGUUUCUUUUUUCUUAAGUCGUGAAUGUUGAAUUUUAUUGGAUGCUCUGUAUGUAUCUACUAAGAUUAUCUUUUUUUUUUUUUU
Molecule: messenger RNA, 4900 nt
Organism: Trichechus manatus latirostris (Florida manatee)
Lineage: Eukaryota; Metazoa; Chordata; Mammalia; Sirenia; Trichechidae
Gene: SMPDL3A
Product: sphingomyelin phosphodiesterase acid like 3A
Exons: 8
Coding region: 73-1425 (450 amino acids)
Biological process (GO): sphingomyelin catabolic process
Molecular function (GO): sphingomyelin phosphodiesterase activity
Source: RefSeq, a predicted model, not a curated record